GAGCUGGAGACGGAAUGAUGAUCCUACUAAUGCGGUCCGCACUUAGCUCGCUCUCUCGAGGCAACUAUAAAUGCCGCGAGCCUUUUCGAAAUCGUCGGAAUCGGUAUCUAACGCUGCCACGGUGCGGAUCACGAUCUCGGGACGCUGCUUUAAUAUUAUUGUAUAUUCACGAAUGCACGAGUAUAGAGCGAUGAAGCGAGUCAGCCGAAGACUACUGUCCAGCAUUCGCGAGAGCCCGGCGCAGGGCUGCAGGUCGCUGUCCACCCGAGAGAUCAUCGAGCGAGAUGAGAAACACGGCGGCCACCACUUCAAGACGCUGCCAGUCGUGCUGGAGCGCGGCGAGGGUGUCUACUGCUGGGACAAGGAGGGCAAGCGGUACAUCGACAUGUUGGCUGGCUUUGCCACGAUGAGUCAAGGACACUCGCAUCCCAGGAUCGUAGCGGCCAUGAGGGACCAGGUGGGCAAACUCGCCCACACCUCCAGGGCGUUCUACAGCGAGCACCAGGGCGCGCUCGGGGAGUACCUCAGCAAGCUCACCGGCUACGACAGGUUCCUGCCCAUGAACACCGGCGUGGAAGCGGGCGACACAGCGCUGAAGAUCUCCCGUCGCUUCGGCUACAGAAUCAAGAAGAUCCCGAGCAACCAAGCGGUGACGAUAUUCGCCAAGGGUAACUACUGGGGCCGAUCUCUCGCAGCCGUGUCCGCCUCGACGGACCCCAACAGCUACACGGACUUCGGACCCUUCAUGCCCCUCUUCGAGAGCGUCCCCUACGACGACCUGCACGCGCUCGAGCAGAAGUUCAAGGAGAAUCCCAACAUCUGCGCGUUCAUGGUCGAGCCGAUCCAGGGCGAGGCCGGGGUCAACGUUCCAUCGAACGGUUAUCUCAAAGGCGUGAGGGAACUGUGCACCAAGUAUAACGUGCUCUGGAUCGCCGACGAAGUCCAGACCGGACUCGGCCGUACGGGCAAGAGGUUCGCGGUCGACCACGAGGGCGUCAAGCCCGACCUCCUGGUGCUCGGCAAGGCUCUCUCCGGCGGCAUGUAUCCGGUCUCCGGUGUCCUCGGCAUGGACAAGAUCAUCCUGGCGCUGGAGACGGGCGUGCACGGUAGCACGUUCGGCGGCAGUCCUCUGGGCCAGAGGGUCGCCCUCGAAGCGAUGAAGGUCCUCGAGGAGGAGAAGCUCGCGGAUAACGCCGCGAAGAUGGGCGAGAUCGUGAGGACGGAGCUCGAGAAGAUACCCAAGGAUAUCGCCCUGGAGUUCAGAGGCCGAGGACUGCUCGCGGGCCUGAAGCUCAACCCAGAUUUCGCGAACGGCUGGGACAUCUGCGCGAAGCUGAUCAAGCAGGGCCUGCUGACGAGACCGGCGCACAAUUACAUUAUCAGGAUAUCGCCGCCGCUGUGCAUCAACGAGGAACAAAUACGAACGGCCUUGGAUAUCAUCACGAAGACUCUGCUGACGCACAAGAAGAACUGAGAGCUUUUGAUACUUUAAAUUUUAUACUUCUAGCUUAUCGUUAUAAUUAAGCUUGAUCAAUAUGUGUAGACUGAUAAUUUCGUUAAGUAUAAAUUGUAUUUCUGGCAAUUAUUAAAACGACAAAAACGUUCA
Nasonia vitripennis (jewel wasp) is the source of this 1606-nucleotide messenger RNA. Its product is annotated as ornithine aminotransferase, mitochondrial-like. The transcript is spliced from 5 exons. The record is from RefSeq and is a predicted model, not a curated record. NCBI's taxonomy places the organism in Eukaryota, Metazoa, Arthropoda, Insecta, Hymenoptera, Pteromalidae. Gene Ontology annotation, molecular function: pyridoxal phosphate binding; L-ornithine transaminase activity; identical protein binding. Gene Ontology annotation, cellular component: cytoplasm. Bases 71 to 1474 code for a protein of 467 amino acids.